Messenger RNA from Nicotiana tabacum (common tobacco), 1125 nucleotides. Lineage: Eukaryota; Viridiplantae; Streptophyta; Magnoliopsida; Solanales; Solanaceae. The record is from RefSeq and is a predicted model, not a curated record.
AUGUCUAACCCACAAGAUCAUCCUGACACUCCUCCACCACCAUCUCCCUCAAAUUCAUCCUCAUCUACUUUACCCAGUGUAUCUCCAAAACCUAGGUUGAAAGCUAGCCAAGUGAAAGAAAGCCUAGCUCCAAAGUCUGAUUCUAGCUCUGAGUCUGGAUCCUUUCAAUCUGCGACUGAGGGAGAUGGACAUGGGUCUUCUGACUCUAAAAAGACUCGAGAAUCUCCUUCUAAGGUAAGUUAUUCUGUGGUUGAAAACUUAGAAACUAGAUUUGUUCUGGUUGGACCCAUUAGGGAUGUUGAGUUGCCUGAGAUGAGUAGGAGUGGAGAGAGGGGAAAAGGGAAGGGAGCAGUUUUUGCUAUAUGUGGGGUUGCACAAGAUAGGUUAGAUGAGAGUGGUAUGAAGUCAGGGGGAAGUGGUUCUAGGAAAGCAGCUGAGGGGUUGGUUCAUCUAAGCAAACAAAGAGAUGAACCUAUUUCAUCUACUGAAGAAACCUUGGCUGACCUCCUGAAAAAGGUUGGAGCAAGUUAUGACCCAAAGAAACGCAAAGCUACUACACCAAAAGCCCCAAAUGUUCCCAACCCAUCCAAGAAAAGAAAAACCUCAUCCCCAACACCUACUGCCUCUUCAGUGCCUAGGGGUAGAGCCGCAAGAAGCAGAGUAAAACAGAGUAAAGUUGAUCUACAAAAGGCUUUAGAAGAAAGCAAGAAAAGGAAAAAGGAUAAGGUAAAGGGAAAUGUUGCAGAAUCCUCAGAGGCUGUUGAGGAAGAAGAGAUGGAACUGGUCCAUCAAGAGAGGGGUACAACAGUGGAGGUUCCUACACCCAAGCCUAAGAAACCCAAGACUUCCUCCAAGAAGUCCUCCUCUGUGCUUGUAGCUGUUGAACCCACACUAGCCAAGAGGACAAGAUCUACAGUGAAAGCUAAACAAACCAAAGUUUCUGAUGAUGAUGAUUGGAAUGGAGAAGAAGAAGAUGAUGAAUCUGAGAAGGAACAGGAUAAGCUUGCCAUUUUUGGCAGAAGAAAAAUCUUAAAAGGUAGAUUGUUGAAGGACCUGAUGGAACCAGGGAUGAUGAGAUUGGUAGACUCUUUGGCUGCUCAGGGAUGGAAGGACAUGGUCCUUUAG